Molecule: messenger RNA, 3607 nt
Organism: Gracilinanus agilis (Agile Gracile Mouse Opossum)
Lineage: Eukaryota; Metazoa; Chordata; Mammalia; Didelphimorphia; Didelphidae
Gene: CDH20
Product: cadherin 20
Exons: 13
Coding region: 1148-3607 (819 amino acids)
Biological process (GO): multicellular organism development; calcium-dependent cell-cell adhesion; homophilic cell-cell adhesion
Cellular component (GO): adherens junction; catenin complex; plasma membrane
Molecular function (GO): cadherin binding; calcium ion binding
Source: RefSeq, a predicted model, not a curated record
GUGAACCACAGUCCCCAAUGAAAUCACUUCUUACAGCAAUUAGGAGUCCAUUUGUUGCAGUAUUAACUGCCUCCGGCAAACUCAACAAACCAGGUCCUGACUGCUGGUAAUGACAGAUUUCUUAGGGAGUAUUACUUAAUUAACAAUAAUUUGAAAGGGCAGCUCAGCUGAGAUACUACAUUCACUCACUAGAAGCACAAGCAGUAGUAAAUGAAAAGGACUUGCAAUCUGUUAGCUUUCCCCUUGUCUUCUGUUUCUGAAAUAUCAUGCAGCUGCUAAGUAUUUGCCGUGAGAUAUUUUCAGCUCUCCAUAAUGCCAGCAUGUCCAAGGAAGUUUAGCUCUCGCUAGGUAUUCUGGGCACAAACUGUCCAUUGCACAAGGCCAUAUGAGGUCCCCUGAAGUCUGAUUUUGUUAAGAUACCCUCCAGGAUCUCAACUACUCAGAGACACCGUGCCUUAUUUUCUCUCUCUUCUUUUGAAAGGGGUGGGGGAGAGAGGAGGAGGGCAUCUGCUAUCCCCUCUCCCUUGUCUAUGGCUCCAGCCUCCUCACCCUCCCACCCAUGCGUCAUUUGUGCCUAAUCAUCUCAACAUAAUUGUCUCCUGUUGUUUUCCCUGCCUUCCCAAGAAGCUUUAGGUUGCAUCAGCAUCUUCUUGGUAGCUGGCUAUGUAUACCUUCUCCUCGGGCCAGUGGACUCUUUCAGAUCCCUGGGCUCUGACAGACUGAGGGCAAGGAAAGCCUUUGCCUCCAGCAGCCCUGAUUGAGUUGUAAUACUGUCCUUUUCCCUCAAAGUCACAAGACUGAAAUGGACCCAUGGGAGCUUAUUUUUUUCUUCCCCAGAGCUGAUUUUCUUUUCUUUUCUUUUUUUAAGGGGACCGCAAAGCUAAGAAUAUACUACAUAAGUUGUUGCUGAAAUACUGCAGCAACUAUCAGUAUGAACUGAACUCUUGAAACAAAGUUCAGAGAAAAGCAAAAAUAGUAUUCUCUCUGGAAGAAGGGGCAAGGAAAUCAUCUUUCAAGUGGUCAGACCGCAAGCAGGAUCUUGUUUGAAAGAAGUAAGGGCCCAAUACACUGAUAAUUUUCGUCUCAAGAAGUCGCUGAACUCUAGUGGUUUUUCUUUUGUUUUAUCUUUUGACACCCUGGCCAACCCAUGUGGACCUCUGGUAGAAUGAGCAAAGCAAAGAGUUGGCUUGGACUUGGCAUGUCCUUGUAUUUUUGUGGGUUAAUGGACCUUACAACCACGGUGCUGUCUGUUACUCCCAUGCCCCUCAAAGAACUGGAAGUACAUCUGUCGGACAAGCCACAUUUGCCCCAUCGAAUGAAAAGAAGUUGGGUUUGGAAUCAAUUCUUUGUUCUGGAAGAAUACACUGGAACUGACCCUUUGUAUGUUGGCAAGCUUCAUUCAGAUAUGGACAGGGGAGAUGGUUCUAUCAAAUACAUUCUAUCAGGAGAAGGAGCUGGGAUUGUGUUCACAAUUGAUGAUACCACUGGAGACAUCCAUGCAAUUCAGAGACUGGAUCGAGAAGAAAGGGCCCAGUACACAUUAAGGGCACAAGCCCUGGACAGGCGGACAGGCAGGCCUAUGGAGCCUGAGUCAGAAUUCAUUAUUAAAAUCCAAGACAUCAAUGAUAAUGAGCCUAAAUUUCUGGAUGGACCUUACAUAGCUACCGUGCCAGAAAUGUCCCCCGUAGGCACAUCAGUUAUCCAGGUGACCGCAACUGAUGCUGAUGACCCAACGUAUGGGAACAGUGCCAGGGUGGUAUACAGCAUUCUUCAGGGCCAACCAUAUUUUUCUGUGGACUCUAAAACAGGUGUAAUUAGGACAGCACUUAUGAACAUGGACAGAGAAGCAAAAGAAUACUAUGAAGUGAUUAUACAAGCCAAGGAUAUGGGAGGACAGCUUGGGGGAUUAGCUGGAACAACCACAGUCAACAUUACCCUUUCCGAUGUCAAUGAUAAUCCACCCCGAUUUCCACAGAAACACUACCAGAUGAGUGUGUUGGAAUCAGCUCCAGUUAGUUCUACAGUGGGACGUGUAUUUGCCAAAGAUCUAGAUGAAGGAAUCAAUGCAGAAAUGAAGUACACCAUAGUAGAUGGAGAUGGCCUGGACACCUUUGACAUCAAUACAGAUCCAAGUUUCCAAGUUGGCAUCAUAACAGUUAGGAAGCCACUGAGUUUUGAAAGCAAGAAAAGCUACACUUUAAAAGUAGAGGGGGCCAAUGCCCACCUGGAAGUUCGUUUUCUGAACCUGGGCCCUUUCCAAGAUACAACCACAGUACACAUCAGCGUGGAAGACGUAGAUGAACCACCUGUAUUUGAUCCUGGCUUUUAUUUUGUGGAGGUGCCUGAAGAUGUGGAGAUUGGAACCACCAUACAGAUCAUUUCUGCCAAGGACCCAGAUGUGACCAACAACUCAAUCAGAUACUCAAUUGACAGAAGCAGUGACCCUGGGAGAUUCUUUUAUGUUGACAUCACAACAGGAGCUCUUAUGACUGCAAGACCUCUUGACCGAGAAGAGAUUUCAUGGCAUAAUAUCACUGUCCUGGCUAUGGAAAUGAACAACCCGUCACAAAUUGGAAGUGUUUCUGUCACAGUGAAGGUCUUGGAUGUGAAUGACAAUGCUCCUGAGUUCCCCCGAUUCUAUGAAGCCUUUGUAUGUGAAAAUGCCAAAGCAGGGCAGCUGAUUCAGACCGUGAGCGCAAUAGACCAGGAUGACCCACAAGAUGGUCAGCACUUCUACUACAGCUUGGCUCCUGAGGCAGCUAACAACCCCAACUUCACUCUAAGGGACAAUCAAGACAAUACUGCCCGGAUUCUUACCAGGAGAUCUGGCUUUAGACAGCAGGAGCAGAAUGUCUUUUACCUUCCAAUCCUGAUUGCAGACAAUGGAAGGCCCAUGCUGAGUAGCACGGGCACACUGACAGUCCAGGUGUGUAGCUGUGAUGAUGAGGGUGAUGUGAUGUCCUGCAGCGCUGAAGCCUACAUGCUCCCAGUCAGCCUGAGCAGGGGGGCCCUCAUCGCCAUCCUUGCCUGCAUUUUUGUUCUCCUAGUGUUGGUGCUGCUCAUCUUAUCCAUGAGGCGACACAGGAAACAGCCCUACAUCAUUGAUGAUGAAGAGAACAUACAUGAGAACAUUGUCCGCUAUGAUGACGAAGGAGGCGGGGAGGAGGACACAGAGGCCUUUGACAUAGCAGCCAUGUGGAAUCCACGGGAAGCACAGACAGGAGCAGCGGCAAAGACAAGACAGGACAUGCUGCCUGAGAUUGAGAGCCUGUCUCGAUAUGUUCCUCAGACAUGCACCAUGGACAGCAACGUCCACAGCUACGUGCUAGCCAAGCUCUAUGAAGCUGACAUGGAUCUGUGGGCCCCUCCCUUUGACUCCCUCCAGACGUACAUGUUUGAGGGGGAUGGCUCCGUGGCCGGGUCCUUGAGCUCAUUACAGUCAGUCACUUCGGACUCAGACCAGAGCUAUGAUUUCCUGACAGACUGGGGACCACGUUUCCGAAAGCUGGCAGAAAUUUAUGGAUUUUGCUGGCUCACCAAACCACAGAAAUCAACCCACACAAAAGAAAACAAGAAACUGAGAUCUCAGUAUUUUUGUGUGAAAUGA